AUGCUGCAAGAGAGCCACUGGGCUGACCAAUGUGCUCAGACGUUUAACUCAGGUCGUUGGAAGGUAAUCACGUCCCCCGCCACCGACAACCAAUCGGCAGGAGUAGUUACUCUUAUAGACCGUGAGCUCUGUGGCACCGGACAACUGCUUCACUCGGACCCAGUUCCUGGACGCCUCCUACAUGUCCGCCUACAAAGGCAGGACUGGACGCUCGAUACCUACAAUCUCUAUCAGAGACAGACAGGCCAGGGCAAAGCCACCGCCGAUGAGGACAAAGACAUACGGUCCUGGUGGCAGGUGACGUCAACUGCCCUCUUCGAGAAGGACUACCACAUGGUCCAAGGCAACUCCUGGCAAAGACAUGCGGGCACGACCUACUACCAUCCCAAAGGCCAGGCUCUCAUCGACCACGUCCUCCUGAGGAAACCACAAUGCGACCAGAGAGCAAAAACAGCCAAACCGAUCAAGACAUCGCUUGCAGCAUGGAGACAGGGAAGCUACCAUCUCCCGAUCCUCUGCAGCCUCCCAGUUCAUCGCUUCCACAGCCUCAAUAAGCCCAAGCAGCCCCGUAGAGAAUGGAACCACUGGGAUCUCAAAUACCCGCACUCACACGCCGCCGCAGCCGGCCUGCCUCAGGCUGAAGACGCCACAGCCAUGAAUGCCUUGCUUUGUAGAUGUGCUGCCAAGGUCUUCCCGCCACAGACCCGACCGCAGAGACUGGCGGCAUGGCAGACCCAGCCCAUGACUAUUGGUAUUAAAGGAAUGUGGCAAGCAUAUGCACAGUGGAAGCGACACGCCCGACGGGGGCGCGAUGCUAUCUUCGAGGCGUGGCGCAGCUAUUCGAAAUUCCGGAAAGCACAGCGGGACUUCAGGACGGCAGGCAAGCAGGCCCGCAAACAGUGGUUCAGUGAUAGACUGCAGGACUUGCAGCAGGCGGCCGCCAGGAAGGAUAUGAGAGCGCUCUUCGCUGGGGUGCGCACCAUGGCACCCAAGAAAAAGAAGAGUGAAAUCCAACUAAAGGACAAGGACGGUUAUCUGCAAUCGGCGGAGGUGCAAUUGCAGCAGCUUCGCACGCACUACCAACAAGUCUAUAAGCGCGAGCCUCAGAAGCCUCCACCAAAGGCACAAGCCCCGCUCCGCCUCGAGGUAGAAGAGGACGAAGUUCGACAGGCCUUGUCCAGUCUUGUAGCCCACAAAGCCACACCACUCCGCGUCAACAGCGAUGUGGAAGGGCUGCUCAGAUCUCCUGGCCCCCUCUUUGACCAAAUGGGCCAACGACCUUCGUGCCGUGCCUAG
Molecule: messenger RNA, 1296 nt
Organism: Symbiodinium sp. CCMP2456
Lineage: Eukaryota; Dinophyceae; Suessiales; Symbiodiniaceae
Source: the annotation of a GenBank genome assembly